Molecule: messenger RNA, 4194 nt
Organism: Pieris macdunnoughi
Lineage: Eukaryota; Metazoa; Arthropoda; Insecta; Lepidoptera; Pieridae
Source: the annotation of a GenBank genome assembly
AUGAGUACUGUGACAAAAUUCAUAUCAGAGUACUGCAAGACAUGGGAAAAAUCAGGCAGAGACUCAUAUAUCAAGCUAAUCACACAAUAUAUCAAAGAUGAAGGAAAAAGUCCCCUAUUUACAAAGUCAGGCAAAUUGUCAGGCCUUUCACAAAGUAUCUAUGAUUUGUUGCUCUCUGAGCUUAAAGGAUACCUUAAGAAAGAUGCUGUGAUAUCUGUACUGCGUGAAAUAACUAUGAUUCAUGCAGAUAUGCCAUCAAUAUUAUUAGAUGUUGUCUGUGUUUUGGAUGCAGAAACUUCGCUUGAUGUGCAAACAGAGGAGAGAUCAAACUUCUGCUAUUUAGUCCGGGAGUUAGAAUCUUUCUUAUCUGACAAGUUAUUAAAAGAAAGACUAGAAAUAGACACUUUGCAGGAUGUUGGCACACUAAAAAACAAAAACUUUUACACUAAAUUCAUCAAAAUAAAAACUAAACUAUAUUACAAGCAGCGUAAAUUUAAUCUUUUUAGAGAAGAAAGUGAAGGAUAUGCCAAAUUAAUUGUUGAACUAAAUCAAGAAAUUUCAGAAGACACGGAAUGGAAAUCUAUUUUAGAAAUAAUUCAAUCACUUAUUGGUUGUUUUAAUCUUGACCCAAACAGAGUUUUAGACAUAAUACUGGAGUCAUUUGAAGCACGUCCACAUUUAGAUAAAUUGUUUAUUUCACUUAUUAAACACUAUAUGUGUGAUCCACGAGUUAUAUCAGAGGUUCUUGGAUUCAAACUUGGAAAUAUGGAUGUAUUGGAUAACUAUAAAGAACCUCCACACUUAAUGACGGUCAUAGCUUUAUUAUUACAACAUCAAGUUAUUUCUUUAGAUGACAUAUAUCCUUGGCUACGUCCUGAUGAUAUAAUAAUGGCUAAAGAGGCUGAUAAGGAAUUGAAAUCUGUCCAAGAUUUUCUACGUAAGCUUAAUAUAGUUUCUACAAAAGGACCUCAAGCAAACGGAGCAACAGAAUUUAUAGAGGAAAAAGCAGAUCCACAAGAAUAUUGGUCCAAUCAAAAGCUAGUUCUUAGUGAAGCAUUGCUGAAAGUAUGUGCUUGGCGUGAGUUCUCAGCACUGUUCAGUCGGAUACAAGUAUCAGCCAUGCCACCUCGACCUGCCAAAGCAUUGUGCGAUAUGCUACAUGCUGUUGUUGAACCAUUGUAUAGAAUAAAAUGCCGGGUGGCUCCGAAGAUAAUGGGUGUUCCCAUUCCGCCAUUGAAAUCUAAAUUAGCCCCAAAAGCAUGUAAAACAUUUGAGGAUAUGAAGGAGACGGUGAUACCAGCGCUAAUCUUACUCGGACCAGCUCUUCACCAUGAUCCCAUUUUGAUGUAUAAGGUAAUACGUAUACUGCGAACGUCGCGUUCGGCAGUAGGUGAUCCCCUCGAACACGAAGCGUUGACCGUAUUAGAUGCGGCAAUAUUGCCAGCUCUUACACUCAUGGAAGGCAACUGUUGUAUGUCUGAGGAGGUUUAUACGUUGCUCAAGUUGUAUUCAUACCAAUGCAGAUACUGCCUAUAUGCCAGAUGGAAGAAUGAAUCUGGUGAAAAAAUUCCAUCCCUUAUGCGCGUGAGGGGGAAUUCAUUACAACGCAUAAAGCACAUAAUGAAAAGAGUCUCAAAAGAAAAUAUAAAGCCUCAAGGACGACUUAUUGGAAAAUUGUCGCACGCGGCGCCCGCUUUCCUCUUCGAUUACAUGCUUUUACAGAUACAAACAUAUGAUAACCUAAUAGGCCCAGUGGUGGAAUCCCUCAAGUACUUGACUUCACUAUCACUCGAUGUCCUGGGUUAUUGUCUUGUGGAAGCACUGUGUGCGGGGAGAGGUAUUGGCGCAAGUGGUGCGGCACAUCCGCCAUGGCUACAGGCGCUAGCCGCGUUUGCAGGCGCGGCCUUUAAGAAGCAUAAUAUUGAAUUGACGGGAUUAUUGCAGUUCGUCGCUAAUCGGUUAAAGGCACAACAGAGCCAAGAUUUGCUAAUACUUAAGGAGAUAGUUCAAAAAAUGGCUGGAAUUGAAGCAGCUGAGGAGAUGACACCCGAACAGUUAGAUGCAAUGGCGGGCGGUGAAUUACUUAAGGGGGAGGCUGGAUACUUCUCACAAGUGCGAAACACAAGGCGAUCGUCAGCGAGGCUAAAAGACGCAGUCGUGGGCAACAAUUUAGAUAUAGCACUUUGCAUUUUGUCCGCCCAACAAAGACAUUGUUGUGUUUGGAAAGAAGGCGAAGAAAUAGUCGGAGAAUCGAGUGGGUCCCAGUUAAAAGUAGUGGGGCGUUUGGCGGACCAAUGCCAGGACGCGCUCGUUCAGCUUGGCACGUUCCUUGCGUCUUCGCACGCGCCCGACGAGUACGCUGCGAGAUUGCCGGCUUUACCGGAACUACUUCGGGACUACCACGUAGACGCAGACGUGGCGUUCUUCCUCCAUCGUCCAGUUAUAGCUCAAAUAAUCGCUGCGAAGGUGGAGUCCUUUCGCAAAGCGUCUGAUAGUAAAUCGGAUUCUCUUGAGAAGAGCAUCACGCGGUACAGCAUUGCCUCCCAGGAAGCACUAGAACCAAUUGUAACAUCAAUAACACCACUCCUACCGAAUAAAGUAUGGGAAGAUAUUUCGCCCGAGUUCUACGUUACGUUUUGGUCCUUAUCUAUGUACGACUUACGCGUGCCGGUGGAGAGCUACGAAAGGGAAAUUGAUAGAUUGAAGCUGGCUGCCUCGGCUGCCACUAAGGAUUCCCAAGGGACCAAGGGGAAGAAGGAACAGGAACGAUUUAACAGCCUUAUAGAAAAGUUACAGGAUGAACGUCGUCGCCAAGAAGACCACGUGUCCCGCGUACACGCGCGUUUGUCCCGCGAGUGCAGCGGCUGGUUCCCAGCGAGAGCCGUCAAAUCUGCCAAAAACGAAACUGUCACGCGGUUGAUGCAAUUGUGCCUGUUUCCGCGUUGCGUGUUUACGGCGGCGGAUGCAUUGUACUGCGCCCAAUUUGUGCAUACAGUGCAUUCUCUGAAGACGCCAAACUUUUCUACGUUGCUGUGUUAUGAUCGGUUAUUCUGCGACAUUACGUACUCAGUGAUGUCCUGUACUGAGGCGGAAGCCGGUCGGUACGGUCAGUUCCUUUGCCGGGUUUUGGGCACAGCUAUGCGUUGGCACGCGGAUCGAGCCUCCUUCCACGCGGAAUGUGCGCAUUACCCUGGCUUUGUGACCAAGUAUCGUGUUUCCAACCAGUUCAGAGAGGCCAAUGACCACGUCGGAUACGAGAAUUAUCGACACGUAUGCCACAAAUGGCACUACAAAAUAACGAAGGCGAUGGUGGUUUGCCUGGAUUCGGGUGAUUACGUCCAAAUUAGGAACGCGUUGAUUGUCCUCAUCAAGAUAUUGCCCCACUUUCCAGUUCUCGCAAAGCUGGCUCAGAUUAUUGAAAGGAAAAUUGAUAAGGUGAAAGAAGAGGAGAAAAUUCAAAGGCCGGACUUGUACGUGUUGGCCACAGGUUACAGUGGCCAGUUGAGGUACAAAGCACCAAAUCUCAUGAAUGAAAGCGAUUUUCAUCAAGUGGUAGAACAGAAACCGACCCAGCCCGUCAGCGUCAAAGAGGAUACUCAUAAGAGUGACACGGCCGCCUCACCAGUUCAAACUCCAGAAAGUGACAAAAAGGAAUCAAAAAGCAGUGACAGAAGACGAGAAGAGCCGGAUCGCGAGAAGGAGUCAAAACGUGAAUCGAGAUCGUCCAACAAAGAGAGAAAUAAAGAAGAAUCACGAAGUAAAGACAAAUCGCCGAGAGAAAGAUCCCAUAGAGAAGACCGCUAUUUGGAGGCAAUAUCUCCGCCUCAUGAACACAGGCAUCCGUCUGAUGACGUUGAUCGUGAUGUGAAACGACGUAAAGUUGAAAGCAGCGGCAAUGGCAAGGGUAGUAAAGAGUUUGAAGAACGUUCGCCAGAAAAAGAGAAAAGAAAGUCUAAACUUAGAGGUGAUGAUCGGAAAGAGCGUAAGAUGAGCAGAAAACGGGAAAGAAUUGAUGAGUCACCUAUAUUGGAACAAAAGCGACGAAGAGACGAACAAAAAGCGAUAUUGAAGAUGGCCAGUCAUCAAAAUGGUUCUCAAGAGGAUCACCAUUAUGAAAAGUACCAUAAAAGGGAAAAGUCACCAUUCCGGGAUCGUUCACUAGAAGAGCCAAGAGACAAACAAUAUCCUUUUUAA